Molecule: messenger RNA, 1540 nt
Organism: Larimichthys crocea (large yellow croaker)
Lineage: Eukaryota; Metazoa; Chordata; Actinopteri; Sciaenidae
Gene: tubd1
Product: tubulin, delta 1
Exons: 8
Coding region: 196-1530 (444 amino acids)
Biological process (GO): microtubule-based process
Cellular component (GO): microtubule
Molecular function (GO): structural constituent of cytoskeleton; GTP binding
Source: RefSeq, a predicted model, not a curated record
AGUUUGGACCGGAUAUUCCGUCCUUAACUGCUUUUAUGGCGGCAGACGACGGUACCGGUCUCCAUGGACACGGUUAUGAAAUCUUUCACUCACGGCGUGAAUUCAUUGAUGGGCUGCAGAUUGUAUGAUCCGAUACUCUGAUCGGAAAACUAUCGAUCCUCCUGGAAGCUCUUCUCUCUGUGACCUGGCUGGAACAUGUCCGUAGUAACAGUGCAGCUCGGUCAGUGCGGGAACCAGGUGGGUCAUGAGCUGUUUGACGUCGUCUGCGCUGAUGCUCAGGACGGACAGAGGAAGGCGUACAGCACAGCCAGCUGUGAGCGCUUCUUCCACCAAACCACACAUGGAGCAGACCUUGUUGCCAGGGCGGUGCUGGUUGACAUGGAGCCUAAAGUGAUCAACCAGAGUAUCAGCAGGGCUGCAAAAUCUGGCAGGUGGAGGUACGGAGAGACUUCACACUUCAGCCAGAAGCAGGGCUCUGGAAACAACUGGGCAAACGGGUACUGUGUCCACGGCCCUCGUCACAGAGACAUGGUGGAGGAGCUGGUGAGGAGAGAGGUGGAGCGUUGUGACAGACUGGCCGGGCUCAUGGCCAUGAUGAGUGUGGCAGGGGGAACUGGGUCCGGCGUUGGGACCUACGUCACUCAGUGUCUCCGAGACAUCUACCCCAGCACCUUCAUCCUGAACCACCUCACCUGGCCAUACGGGACUGGUGAGGUGAUUGUCCAGAAUUACAACUCUGUCCUGACGCUGGCUCAUCUCUACAAGUUGUCGGAUGCCAUCCUGGUGCACGAGAAUGACACGGUGCACAGGAUUUGCAGUCAGCUGCUCAACAUCAAACACAUUUCCUUCGGUGAUGUCAACAGGGUUAUUGCUCACCAGCUGGGCAGUGUCCUGCAGCCCGCACUCACCGCUGACUCCCAUGGAGUGUACAGCAGAAAUCCCCUGGGUGAGCUGGUGAGCAGCCUUGCAUGCCACCCAGAGUACAAGCUGCUGAGCGUGUCCACUAUCCCUCAGAUGCCGAGUGCCUCCAUAGCCUACAGCACGUUCAGCUGGCCGGGCCUGCUCAAACACCUACGACAGAUGCUCAUCUCCAACACCAAGAUGGAGGAAGGUAUAGACUGGCAGGUGCGCCCCACUGCAGGCUCUGAGAGGACGAGUAGUCUCACAGCACCCAGCUUUAACACCUCUCUGGCCAACCUGCUAAUACUGAGAGGGAAAGACGUCUACAGUGCAGAGACAGGUGCCUUUGAGGAUCCGGCCCUGUACACGUCCUGGCUCUCAUCACAAGAAGCGUUCAACUUGUGGAAAUCCCCCGUGCCUUUUAAUAAAUAUGAAAAAUCUGCCACGGUGGUCAGCAACAGUCAGGCUCUCCUCAGACCUCUGGAUAACAUAGUGGGAAAAGCCUGGAAUAUGUUUGCAUCUAGGGCGUAUAUCCAUCAGUACGUUAAAUUUGGGAUCUCAGAGGAAGACUUUCUUGACAGCUUCACAUCUCUUGAGCAAGUCAUUUCCAGCUACAGUCAACUAUGCUAGGAAUGGGGGG